UUGAACGCAUGUAUUAAAUGUCAAACAUUUCGUUGACAAACAAACAGUGCGAUCAUCACAUCAACAAAAUUUUUCAAAUAAUUUCAUUGUUUUCAACACAAAAAAAAACUUAUCCCGUCAACGGUGACGACUUCUCCGCAACCAUUGGAAAUCAUUCAACCACAUAAGCCGGCACAAAACUUUGGUUUACAUACAAAGUCGCAUCGUAAGCAACGCAAUGAAUUCAGAUCUGCCCCACGGCUUCGUUUAUGAAGAUGAAAACGGAAAAUUUGCUUACAAAUGCUGUGAUAAGAGAUUCGUGAAGUCAGAAUUACACGAGCAUAUUUCUGUAGCACAAUCUACUCCCGAUGCGGAAAUAUUACGAUUGCCAGUCGAAUGUCUAAUAAACAUAUUCAGAUGCCUCACACCAAAUCAACUGAUAAAUACAUCACGAGUGUGCCGCAAAUUCAAGGCUAUGGUCGAAAAAGAGUUCGAACUACAUUUUGAUCCAGGGCCAAUUCAGAUCACAACCGGUAAAAUAAAAAUACACCAGGAAUGGGAGCCUCGGCGUGCGACGCGAUGGCUGCCAAAGAAACCAAUGACACACGAGAGUGGCAAAUGUCGCGUAAAAUGUGACUUUGUCUUUAAGUCAAAGUAUCAACUAGCUUUUUCUUCGUUGAUUCGACGGCUGGAGGUACCAUGGCCAAAUUUGAAUGGUGUGGGAUAUGACAAAGUGUUUCAGUUUAUACGGGCGAACUGUUCCAAGGAAUUGAUUUCACUCUCUUUCUCCGAUUACCGCUCGUCAUUGAUGGGCGACUCAUUUGAAUUUGAUCGCCGAAUUUACGGUGAAAUUGCCAGAGAUCAACUGAAGCAUUUGAAACAUUUGCGAGUGAAAGAGGUUUCAUUUCAGUAUCUCUACGAUGAAUUGUUGCAGUACACCGAACACUUGAAAACUCUGAAUGUCAUACACCAUUGCGACCCAAGAUGUUAUCUUAGUGAAUUCCGAUGUAAACAUUCUCAUCAAGAUUGUGCGAAUAUGACCCACACGCACCCAGUACUGCCAUGUCCACAUUUUGAUAGUGAGUGGACGAACCACACGUACCCUGAAUUGGAAUCGAUUUGUGUCCAUACUUCCGACAAUCAAUUCGAUUUGAUGCCCAUGAUACGGCGCCAUCCCAAACUAAGGAGCGUUGCCUGCAAUAGUCUAGCAACAAUUCGAAGUAUAUUCCAGUCGGAUGUCACAUUCAAGUACGUUGCAAUCAUUUUUACAAUGGGCGAUAGAUACCAGGGUAUUAGGUCGUUACACAAUGAUAUCGUAAAGUUUGGACAAUCUAAGAGAUUUGAAAAAUUCGAAGUGGCCUUAAAUGGACGAUGUCCAUCAGAGAUACACCGCAUCGAAAUGAUACCCAAUUUGACCGGUUUGCAUCCAGACUAUUCCAUUCUUUUUGAUAAGCAAUACAUUACUCAACUGCCGCAUAUCGAGAAAUUAUGCUUUCUAAACCAUAAUACGAAUUUCCGAGAAGCUGCAGAUGGGACGAUGUCGUUGAGAUAAAUUUGAUUCGUUCACAAAGACCGAAUCCAUUCAAAAUUACUUUCUACUUGGACCCCGAACACUUUCAUAAAUUCGACCAAAAUGUCGUCGAACUUCCAUUCAUUGCGGUUAAGCCUUGGGUUCAUGGUGGGUGUCAGAUUUGC
Messenger RNA from Bradysia coprophila, 1674 nucleotides. RefSeq lists its product as uncharacterized. Lineage: Eukaryota; Metazoa; Arthropoda; Insecta; Diptera; Sciaridae. The record is from RefSeq and is a predicted model, not a curated record.